Molecule: messenger RNA, 555 nt
Organism: Clonostachys rhizophaga
Lineage: Eukaryota; Fungi; Ascomycota; Sordariomycetes; Hypocreales; Bionectriaceae
Source: the annotation of a GenBank genome assembly
AUGCUUCCUAUCAAGACUGCGGCUGUAUGCCUUGCCUCUGUUGGCUCAUGCGCCCCCGCCGAAUGCUGUUCAAGGAAAUUCAACGCCCCGGCCCAUUACGACAAAGUCAUCCAUAACUACUUGAACGCGUGGAACGGCGACCUUUCGGUUGUCAACUCCACAUUUGCCCCAGCUCUUUCUCUGGAAGGCGAUAUCCUUCCAAAUGGCGCCGGGGGCUACAGUGCGGUUGGAGAGCUGGUGCACACUGCUUAUGACUUUGAGCAGUUCAUCAGGCGAGCCCGGAGCAACUUUGAGGUCUACACCUUCAUCCUGAAUAAGUGGGCAGGAAGCGAUCAUAAUGUUGUCGGACGCUGGACGCUCAAUGCUGUGAUCGCAGAUACAUUUGUCCUCUUCCCGACGACGCUCAAGCCAGGUGACAAGGUGUCAUACAACGGAACGGAUUUUCUCACAAUUGACCCCUGCACAGGACUGAUCACAGAGGUUGCAAUUGCGCAAGACUUGUUUAGCCUUGCUGUAAAUCUUGGAAACGAUGUCAUAGUACAGCCAAAAAAUUGA